Molecule: messenger RNA, 303 nt
Organism: Phycomyces blakesleeanus NRRL 1555(-)
Lineage: Eukaryota; Fungi; Mucoromycota; Mucoromycetes; Mucorales; Phycomycetaceae
Exons: 3
Coding region: 1-303 (100 amino acids)
Source: RefSeq, a predicted model, not a curated record
AUGGAUCAAGAAUCUGUAUUCAACGCCACAGAUCAUAGUUGCCAUACUACCUUUUGUGCUUCACAGCCUCAUAAAUACGCUAAUACAUCUCAGAUUAAGGGCCGAAAUAAGGACGCAUUGUCCGUGGAAUCAAUCAACGUGGUUGUUGACAUUGGCGUAAUUAUCAUUUGUAUUGAUAUAUUUAAGUUUUCUGUUAAUGGUGCUAAUGGUGCUAAUGGUGCUAACGGUGCUAAUGGUCUUAAUGGUACUGCUGAUAUUACUGCUAAUGUUAUUUAUUCUCGAAAAAACAAUAGCAAUAUAUAA